AUGUUGGGAAUUUUAGAAAACUAUGUAUCAUGUUCUUCCAAUGUGUCUACCACUUCUUCACCAAGGUGUCUCCCUGACCAGAGCACUGCUUUGCUGCAAUUCAAAGAAGAGUUUACACUCCAAAAGCCCAACUUCAGUUAUUAUAACUAUUUGCGUACUUCUGCGUAUGCAUAUGAACACUAUGAUGCUGUUGAUGCCUCUUAUCCAAAGAUGAAGUCUUGGAAGGCUGAAAAGGAUUGCUGUUCGUGGGAUGGUGUUACAUGCGACUUGAAAACUGGAGAAGUAAUAGGCCUGGACUUGGCCAAUGGCUGGCUUCAAGGGUCGUUGCAUUCUCGCAGUAGCCUGUUUAAGUUGCGUCAACUUCAAGAGAUCAACCUUUCAUUUAACAACUUCAGUUUCAGCCAGAUUCCUUUUGAGUUCGGCCAGCUUUUGAGGUUAACUACUCUUAAUCUCUCUUUCUCUAUGUUUACUGGGAAUAUUCCAUCUGAAAUCUCAUUUCUUAACAAUUUGGUUUCGCUUGGUCUCUCUUCUUUUAAGAAUUACGAUGAAACAAGUCUUUUGUAUCUCAGAAAAGAUGACUUCACGAGCAUUAUCCAAAAUAUGACAAAUUUAAGGGAACUUUCCCUGCGCCAAGUUAACAUUCUAUCAUCAAUACCUGAAUCCUUGGCAAAUUUAUCUUCCUUGACGUCUCUUAGUCUUGACGGAUGUGGUUUACAAGGAAAGUUUCCUGAGAAGAUCUUUCAGUUGCCUAAGUUACAAGAAAUCUAUGUUUCAUGUAACUAUCUUCUUACUGGAGUUCUUCCGCAGUUUCAACCUUCUAGCUCUUUGCUGUCAUUAACUCUUGAUGACACAAAUUUUUCAAGGAAAUUGCCUGACUCAAUAGGCAACCUUGAGUCCCUGAGAAAAUUGUCUCUCUGGAAUUGUAGUUUUGUAGGGCCUAUUCCUUCUUCAAUUUGGAAUCUUUCCCAGCUUAGACAUCUUGAUCUCUCAAUGAACCACCUCAAUGGUCAUGAGCUUCCAUCUAAGUUGGGGAGGCUUAGAAAACUUACUAUUCUAGCACUUCCAUCUGCACAUUUUAGUGGUGAAUUACCCUCUUCACUAGGAAAACUCACUAGAUUAGUACAUUUAAGUCUUUCAAAUAAUAGUUUCAGUGGUCAAAUUCCAACCUCACUUGAAAAUCUCACACGGAUAUUUCAUGUUUUAUCAACAGAAUUACUUUUGGCUUCAUGUAAGCUAAGGGAGUUUCCUAAUUUCCUUAAAGACCGGGAUCAAUUAGAGCAAUUAGAUCUUUCCAAAAACAGAAUUGAAGGCCAAAUACCAAAUUGGUUCUGGGGUGCCAUAGGGAACAAGAAAUUGAACAUUCUAAGCUUGAGUGGCAACAAAUUGCAAGUGUCACCUACAAUUCCACCAUUGUUCAUAUCCUAUUUUGAUGUCUCGAGUAGUAAUUUGAGUGGAGGAAUUCAUCCAUCGCUGCUUAAAUUGACUCAACUGGAUUUCCUUGACAUGUCUUAUAACCAUUUUAGCGGUAACCUUCCAAAUUGGUUGGGUAACAUUAGUGGUUCUCUAGAGGUACUGAAUUUGCAAUGGAACAACUUUCAUGGAGAUCUAUCUCAAAUGUUCACAUUUGCAGGAAGCAUGAAGAAUCUAAAGAUUCUGGGCAUCAGUCAUAACCAGUUACAAGGAAAGCUUCCACAAUCUUUGAUCAAUUGUAGUAAGUUAUGA
Molecule: messenger RNA, 1722 nt
Organism: Ziziphus jujuba (common jujube)
Lineage: Eukaryota; Viridiplantae; Streptophyta; Magnoliopsida; Rosales; Rhamnaceae
Product: receptor-like protein Cf-9
Exons: 3
Coding region: 1-1722 (573 amino acids)
Molecular function (GO): protein binding
Source: RefSeq, a predicted model, not a curated record